Heterocephalus glaber (naked mole-rat) is the source of this 951-nucleotide messenger RNA. RefSeq names its product olfactory receptor 51G2-like. The record is from RefSeq and is a predicted model, not a curated record. NCBI's taxonomy places the organism in Eukaryota, Metazoa, Chordata, Mammalia, Rodentia, Bathyergidae. Gene Ontology annotation, molecular function: olfactory receptor activity; G protein-coupled receptor activity. Gene Ontology annotation, biological process: G protein-coupled receptor signaling pathway. Gene Ontology annotation, cellular component: plasma membrane.
AUGCUCUUUAUCAACAACACAAACUGCAUCUUCUCCAGCUUCCUGGUCACAGGCUUCCCAGGGCUGGAUGCUGCACGCGUCGGGAUCUCCGUACCCUUCUCCGCCAUGUUCCUCAUUACCUUGGUGGGCAAUGUGACCAUCAUGACAGUUAUUUGGAGGGAGCAGACCCUCCACGUGCCCAUGUACCUCUUCCUGGCCAUGCUAGCUGCCUCUGACCUGGGCCUGGCCCUCUCCACCUUCUCAACCACACUGCACAUCCUCUGGCUGGAUGCUCGAGAGCUGAGCUUCCCUGCUUGCUUCACCCAAAUGUUCUUUAUCCACACGUUUCAGGUAUUUGAGUCUGCUGUUAUUCUGGCCAUGGCCUUUGACCGCUAUGUGGCCAUUUCACAUCCACUUCACUAUUCCUCCAUCCUCACUCACAGUGUGAUUGCUAAGAUAACUCUGACUAUUGGUGUUCGAACUUUGACAUUACAGGUGCCUUUGCCUGUCCUCUUGAAGAGGCUGUGCUUCUGCCACUCCAAUGUACUUUCUCAUUCCUAUUGCCUGCAUCCUGACAUAAUAAAGCUCUCCUGCUCCGAUACCAGGAUCAAUAGCAUCUUUGGACUGUUUGUGGUGCUCUCCACCAUGGGACUCGACUUCCUCCUCAUUCUCUUCUCUUAUGUGUUGAUUCUGAAAACUGUGCUGAGCAUUGCAUCCCAUGGUAGGUGCCUCAAGGCUCUCAACACCUGCAUCUCGCACCUGUGUGCUGUGGUCCUCUUCUUCACCCCCAUGAUCUGCCUGUCUAUGCUGCACCGCUUUGGCCCAAGGCUUCCCUCCCAAGUCUAUGUGACCCUGGCCAACAUGCACUUCCUCAUUCCUCCUGUGAUGAACCCCAUCGUGUAUGUGGUGAAAACCAAGCAGAUUCGAGACAAAAUCCUGAAACUUUUCUUUAAAAAAGAAACUGCAGAAUAA